Molecule: messenger RNA, 3318 nt
Organism: Exophiala bonariae
Lineage: Eukaryota; Fungi; Ascomycota; Eurotiomycetes; Chaetothyriales; Herpotrichiellaceae
Gene: PIM1
Product: ATP-dependent Lon protease pim1
Exons: 2
Coding region: 1-3318 (1105 amino acids)
Biological process (GO): chaperone-mediated protein complex assembly; mitochondrion organization; protein catabolic process
Cellular component (GO): mitochondrial matrix
Molecular function (GO): ATP hydrolysis activity; serine-type endopeptidase activity; ATP binding
Source: RefSeq, a predicted model, not a curated record
AUGCUUCGAGGCCAACUCCUGCCCUGGAGAACCGUCCUCCACAACGGUCAGCGCACAGUUUGUCGGGAUUGCAGGCGUCAGAUCUUGCAGCGACAUGCCUCAUUCUAUUCUGUGUCCGCUCGACAGCCUGCAAGUUACCUCUCCGCGAGUCCCAAGUUGAAUGGAUUACAAAUACGACAGUUCUCAUCCCACCCUGUCCGUCGGAAAGACAAACCUCCUGAAGAUGACCCCUCCGCGAACAACGAAGAGCCGGACACAAAACCAAAGAAGGUCGAAGAUGAAAUAGAAGAGGCUCCCCGGACCGAAGACAGCGCUGAGGCCAAGAAAUCCCCGUCCGAGCCGCAACCCAUACCUCAAUCCUCAAGUGAGGGGAGACCUGCAGGCGCAGCUGGCAACGGAAGCGAUGCCACGUCGAGCUCAGCCCAGGGUUCCGUUCCUAACGAAGGGUCCAAACGUGGACGUCGUACCACCCAAAUCUCGAAGCCCACCGUCCCCGAAACCUACCCGCAGGUCAUGGCCAUACCUAUUGCCAAACGUCCUUUGUUUCCUGGAUUUUACAAGGCCAUCACUAUCCGAGAUCCUAAUGUGGUCGCAGCCAUCCAAGAGAUGAUGAAGCGAGGACAGCCCUAUGUUGGGGCUUUCCUGUUCAAAGAUGACACAGCAGAUAAGGAUGUCAUUGACAAGAUGGAUGACGUUCAUGAUGUGGGAGUCUUCGCCCAAAUUACCAGCGCUUUCCCCGUUCAUGGCGAUGAGCAUAGCCUGACUGCGGUGCUAUAUCCGCACAGAAGAAUAAAAAUGUCAAGUCUGCUACCUCCUUCGACCUCCGGCGAGCAAGGAGCAGUGGCGGUUGCUGAAAUCCUCCCUGCGAAUGAGCAAAAAUCCAAAGCCGACGGGACCGAGGGUAAGGGUGAUGUUGUGGCAAGUUUCGAGGAGCCUGUAAAAGAAGUGAAAGCCCCUCAAGCCACUGUUUAUGAGCCGACAGCAUUCCUACGUAAAUACCCUGUUUCUCUGGUCAACGUCGAAAACCUUACUGAGGUUGCACACGACAAGAAGAGUGAUGUGAUCCGGGCACUUACUUCAGAGAUCGUCAAUGUCUUCAAAGAGGUAGCCACAAUAAACACAAUCUUUCGUGACCAGAUAUCCGACUUCAGCGUCUCACAAUCAGCAGGCAAUGUCAUUGAAGAACCUGCAAAACUUGCCGACUUCGCUGCAGCUGUCUCAGUGGGAGAAAUCGAUGAAUUGCAAGACAUUCUGCAAACCAUGAAUGUGGAGGAACGUCUUCACAAGGCUCUCGUUGUUCUCAAGAAGGAGCUGAUGAAUGCCAAACUCCAGACAAAAAUUUCCAAAGAUGUCGAGAGCAAGAUCCAGAAACGCCAACGUGAAUAUUGGCUUAUGGAACAGAUGAAAGGCAUCCGUCGAGAACUCGGUAUCGAAGUUGAUGGGAAAGACAAAUUGGUUGAGAAAUUCCGGGAACGGGGACAGAAAUUGGCAAUGCCAGAAGCUGUCAAGAAGGUGUUUGACGAGGAACUCAACAAACUUGCACAUCUAGAACCGGCUGCAUCAGAAUUCAACGUCACGAGGAAUUACCUUGACUGGAUCACCCAGAUUCCAUGGGGUCAAAGAAGCGCUGAGAAUUUUGGGAUUAAGAAUGCCAUGACCGUGCUUGAUGAGGACCAUUAUGGCCUGAAAGAUGUCAAAGACAGAAUCCUUGAAUUCAUUGCUGUUGGCAAACUUCGGGGUACAGUAGAAGGCAAGAUCCUAUGUUUCGUCGGUCCCCCAGGCGUGGGUAAGACUUCGAUCGGAAAGUCGAUUGCUCGCGCUCUCAAUCGGCAAUACUACCGUUUCAGUGUGGGCGGUCUCACAGAUGUUGCUGAGAUCAAGGGACAUCGACGUACUUAUGUUGGAGCUCUCCCUGGUCGCAUCAUCCAAGCGUUGAAGAAAUGCCAAACCGAGAAUCCGCUUAUUCUAAUCGACGAGGUUGACAAGAUCGGCCGAGGUCAUCAAGGUGAUCCUGCUUCUGCACUUCUCGAGUUGCUCGAUCCAGAACAGAACUCCAGCUUUUUGGACCAUUACAUGGAUGUCCCAGUGGACUUGUCCAAGGUCCUCUUCGUCUGCACUGCCAAUCUCACUGAUACCAUUCCCCGUCCUUUACUAGAUCGAAUGGAGCUCAUUGAAUUGAGUGGCUAUGUUGCUAAUGAGAAGAAGGCUAUUGCCGAUCGAUACCUCGCCCCGCAAGCCAAAGAGCUUUCUGGCCUGAAAGAUGUGGACGUCACUCUUGACGAGUCUGCUAUCGAGGAAUUGAUCAAUAAGUACUGCCGCGAAUCCGGUGUCCGCAAUCUCAAAAAGCAAAUAGAGAAGGUCUAUCGCAAAUCAGCAUUGAAAAUUAUCCAGGACCUUGGAGAGGAUGCCUUACCAGAGUCCGAGGCCUUGACUGAUGAGGGCAAGGCUGCUUUGGAGGAAAGUAAGAAGGACGAUACCGACGUCAAAACCACCCCAGAAACCAUCGAGAACGAAACAACAGAAAAGCCUCGAGUUGCUCUGAAAGUCCCUGACACCGUUCAUGUCAACAUCACCAAAGAUAACCUGAAAGAUUACGUUGGCCCUCCCAUCUUUACAGCCGAUCGUUUGUACGAGACGACGCCUCCAGGUGUGACCAUGGGUCUUGCAUGGACUAGCAUGGGAGGUGCAGCACUUUAUAUCGAAUCAAUCCUUGAAUCUGCAUUAUCACAUCAAAGCCGACCCGGCUUCCAGCAAACUGGAAACCUCAAGAACGUCAUGAAAGAAUCAACAGCCAUCGCCUACUCCUUUGCGAAAUCUGUCAUUGCCAACAGAUUCCCUAAGAACAGGUUCUUUGAUCAUGCAAAGAUCCAUCUGCAUUGCCCUGAAGGUGCCGUACAGAAGGAUGGACCUUCUGCUGGCAUCACAAUGGCCACCUCGCUAUUGAGUUUGGCGAUGGAUAAGAAAGUCGAUCCUGCUCUAGCUAUGACGGGUGAAUUGACGGUGACGGGUAAAGUUUUGAGAAUCGGUGGGUUGAGAGAGAAGACUGUCGCAGCAAGGCGAGCAGGAUGUUCUAAGAUUCUUUUCCCCAAGGACAAUUGGGGCGAUUGGUGCGAGUUGCCAGAGAACAUCAAGGAAGGAAUUGAAGGCCAUGCUGUCGACUGGUACAAUGAUGUGUUUGAACUCGUCUUCCCCGACAUCAAGAAAGACGAGGUCAACAACCGGUGGAAGUCCGCUUUGAAGGAGAAAGAUUCCGACAAGAAGUCGAGGAAAAAUAAGGAAAAAGACGAGGAGAAUGAGUCUGACUCCGACGACGAUUGA